UAGGUUAAAGCGCCACCUGUUCCUCGAGAAAUCGUUUGGUGGAAGGGAUCAGUGGGUCAGUUUGCUAACGAUCUCUAAGGAACAUGAUUUCCAUUACCUCUGGGAUAAUCUUCUUUUCUCUUGCAUGUGCCGUUUAUGGCGCACCCCAAGCAGGUGGCUAUGGUGCCGCACCCCCCAGCGGAGGUUGUCCAGAGAUCGGUGUAUUUGGCUGGCCUCACGAGACCGCUUGUGACCAAUACUACAAGUGUGAAAAUGGAACUUUCUCUCACGAGCAGUGCCCUAACGGUCUAGUCUUCGAUGACAAGAGUCCUGUCUACGACUUCUGCACAUUCUACUGGAAGGUAGACUGUGGAGAGAAGACUGUUGAGCCACCCAUCAGCACUCCAGGCUGUCCCUACCGGUUUGGUAUCUUCCCGUCCGGCAGCUGCACCCAGUACAUCAGGUGCGCAUGGGGUGAGCCCAACAUCACCGAUUGUGAAGAAGGUCUGGCCUACAAUGACGAUACUCACUCUUGCAUCUGGCCCGAUCAAGUACCUGGAUGUGACAGUGAAGCCAUCGUCGGAUUCAAGUGCCCAUCCCAGCUUACUGGCCUGUCUUCCAAAUUCUACCCCUUCCCAAGAUACCCCCACCCCAACGACUGCCAAAAACUGAUCGUCUGCGUCAACGACCAGCCCAGGUUGCUCAACUGCGGAUAUGGAUCAGCCUUCAAUCUUGAAACCUACACCUGCGAUGCAUUAGAAAAUGUGCCAGACUGCAAUCUGCGUUACAAGAAGUAAACGAACAUGACCUGAAGCUUGGAAGCGAGAUUCUACGAAACCUCAGUGCCCUUUAAAUGUUUGUGUUUUAUGUGUAUUGUUUGUCAAGUAAUCUAAAAAAAGAUAUGUACUUUUUGUUUUUCUAGAAAUAAAUUGUUUUAAAAUUAAA
Argiope bruennichi is the source of this 924-nucleotide messenger RNA. Its product is annotated as protein obstructor-E-like. Gene Ontology annotation, molecular function: chitin binding. The record is from RefSeq and is a predicted model, not a curated record. The coding region runs from base 84 to 776 and encodes 230 amino acids. The transcript is spliced from 5 exons. NCBI's taxonomy places the organism in Eukaryota, Metazoa, Arthropoda, Arachnida, Araneae, Araneidae. Gene Ontology annotation, cellular component: extracellular region.